ACUGAUUAACACGCUUUCACUAACUCACAUUCACAAUUCAGACAUAAUGUUGUCUUCAAAUCUUAAACACUCACCUCUCUCUACUCUCACAACCAUCACCACCACCGCCGACGCUGCCAAUCCUACAUCCGCCGUCUCCACCGCCGCUUCCAUUUAGGGUUUAUCCCAUUUCCCCCAAAAUCCUCAACGCACCUAACAAAAUCAAGAAACCACAAAAAAAAUCAAAUUAUUACAUUAAAUUAAUGUCAGCUUCCAGAUCGAAUUUAUACUAAAUUAUACGAAAAGAAAAACAGAAGAGAGAGAAACCGCAUCUGUUUGUUCAAUUUUUUAAACUUCUCUCUCUAAAACCUUUGCUGUAACUGAAUAAGAACAAACAUUGAGGGAGCGGUAAUGAAACAAGACAAUACUCCUCUAAAGAGAGCCAGCGGAGUUGGCGGAGGAGCCUUACCGACCACCGCGAACGGCAGAGCUUCCGGUGGCCGUCCAGCAAUGUCACGCGGCCGACAGAUCCACAAAACGUUCAACAACAUCAAGAUUACUAUUCUAUGUGGGUUCGUUACUAUUCUUGUUCUUAGGGGCACAAUCGGUAUUGGAAAUCUCACUAGCUCAGAUGCUGACACCAUUAAUCAGAAUUUAAUCGAGGAGACUAAACGGAUCUUGGAGGAGAUCCGUUCUGAUAAGGAUCCGACUGACCCGGAUGAGCCACCGGAGCUUGAGUUCAACCCCAAUGUUACCUACACUUUAGGUCCGAAAAUUGGUAAUUGGGAUCAAGAACGUAAGGUAUGGCUUAAUCAAAACCCUGAAUUUCCUAGUUUUGUUAAUGGUAAAGCUAGGAUUUUGCUUUUAACUGGGUCGCCGCCGAGCCCGUGUGAUAACCCGAUUGGAGAUCAUUAUUUAUUGAAGGCUAUUAAGAACAAGAUUGAUUAUUGUAGGAUUCAUGGGAUUGAAAUUGUUUAUAAUAUGGCUCAUUUAGAUAAAGAAUUAGCUGGGUAUUGGGCUAAAUUGCCUAUGAUUAGGAGAUUAAUGCUUUCACACCCUGAGGUUGAGUGGAUUUGGUGGAUGGAUAGUGAUGCUAUGUUUACUGAUAUGGUUUUCGAGAUCCCGUUAUCGAAGUACGAUAAGCAUAAUAUGGUCAUUCAUGGGUAUCCGGAUUUGUUAUUUGAUCAGAAAUCUUGGAUUGCGUUGAAUACCGGAAGUUUCUUGUUUCGUAAUUGUCAAUGGAGUUUAGAUUUGCUUGAUGCUUGGGCUCCGAUGGGUCCUAAAGGUAUUGUAAGGGAGGAGGCUGGUAAGAUUUUGACUGCGAAUUUGAAAGGGCGGCCGGCAUUUGAGGCUGAUGAUCAGUCAGCUUUAAUUUACUUGCUGCUUUCGCAGAAGGAUCAGUGGAUGGAUAAGGUGUAUGUUGAGAAUCAGUAUUAUUUGCACGGUUAUUGGGCUGGGUUGGUAGAUCGGUACGAGGAGAUGAUUGAGAAGUACCACCCGGGUUUGGGUGAUGAAAGAUGGCCUUUUGUUACUCAUUUUGUCGGUUGCAAGCCGUGUGGAAGCUAUGGGGAUUAUCCUGCUGAGAGGUGCUUGAAAAGCAUGGAAAGAGCUUUCAAUUUUGCUGAUAAUCAGGUGCUUAAGUUAUAUGGGUUUGGGCAUAGAGGAUUAUUGAGCCCCAAGAUCAAGAGGAUCAGGAAUGAGACAGUGACUCCCUUGGAGUCUGUAGAUCAGUUUGAUAUUCGCCACUCCGCUGAUAAAAGCAGUAGAUGAGGGAGCAAAUGAAUCGGAAAGUUAGUGAGCGAAAUAUGUUGGUUGUGCCAUACUUUGUAGGUAAUGUAAUUCCUCAGUCAAAGGCAGAUUUAAAGUUUAUAACACUUUACAUUAAAGUGAGUUUCUUUGGUAAGUUGUCUUUGUUCUGCUUCUGCAAACAAAAUGUUAGAAUUCUUUGAUUGACAUCAAUAUUGUCUUCAUCCUGUGUUUUUGAGUAAUCAAUGAAGAAAAAUCAAAUAUACAGUUUGAUUCUCCUUUUUCAUAAA
Molecule: messenger RNA, 2015 nt
Organism: Mercurialis annua (annual mercury)
Lineage: Eukaryota; Viridiplantae; Streptophyta; Magnoliopsida; Malpighiales; Euphorbiaceae
Product: probable xyloglucan 6-xylosyltransferase 5
Exons: 1
Coding region: 391-1749 (452 amino acids)
Biological process (GO): xyloglucan biosynthetic process
Cellular component (GO): endosome; trans-Golgi network; membrane
Molecular function (GO): hexosyltransferase activity
Source: RefSeq, a predicted model, not a curated record